Molecule: messenger RNA, 948 nt
Organism: Cannabis sativa
Lineage: Eukaryota; Viridiplantae; Streptophyta; Magnoliopsida; Rosales; Cannabaceae
Product: protein C2-DOMAIN ABA-RELATED 5
Exons: 3
Coding region: 259-747 (162 amino acids)
Source: RefSeq, a predicted model, not a curated record
CAAAUCCGUGAUUUCAUUGCAUUCAUUCAAACAUAAAAGUAUAUAAGAAGAGACGAGACGUACACCAUAAAACAAAAAUUAUUAGUAAGUAAACUACUCUUCCUUUUUGCGUCUCUAGAAACUACGGACGGACGGAGUGAACAUCCAGCUACGCAAUCAUCAGACUCUACGAUUUACACCAAAAUUACUAUUACAAACAACUCUCUCCCCAACCCAUCAUUUUUUAUUUGUUUCGACCUUUCAUUCUGGUUCGUUUUAAUGGACAACUGUUUGGGUCUGCUUAAGAUUCACGUCCAGAGGGGAGUGAACCUUGCCAUCAGAGACUCCCGAAGCAGUGACCCCUAUGUUAUUUUCAAGCUGGGGAAGCAUAAGGUGAAGACCCGUGUGGUAAAAAAGAAUGUAAAUCCAGAAUGGAAUGAGAUUCUAACUCUAUCGGUUUCAGAUCCAAAUACUCCAGUCAAGCUGUUUGUGUAUGACAGGGACACCUUCAGCUUUGAUGACAAAAUGGGUGAUGCAGAGUUUGAGAUAGGCCCAUAUUUCAAUGUCGUGAAGAUGGGCCUAACGGGCCUUCCAAAUAGAACCAUAAUCUCAAAAGUCCAGCCCAACAGAAAAAACUGCCUUGCUGAAGAGAGUCCAAUUUAUAUUUCCAAUGGCAAAGUUGUUCAAGAUAUUGUUCUCAGACUGAGAAAUGUGGAGUGUGGCGAAAUUGAGCUUCAAUUGCAAUGGGUAGAUGUUUUAACUUCAUAAGGUUCUAUGGAAUAAUUCUAUGCGGCCUUGUUAGUAUGAUGUAUGCACAUAAUAUGUUAUAUAAUCUAUUAAUAAUAUAAUUUAGAAUACAUAUAAAAAUAUAACAAAAUAAAUGUUUUUUUUGUCUAAAUUUGCAACGUAUUCUGUGAAAUUAUUGGUUACCGUUUGUAACCUCCAUAUCAUAGCUGUUAUGUUUUUUAA